Molecule: messenger RNA, 567 nt
Organism: Macrosiphum euphorbiae (potato aphid)
Lineage: Eukaryota; Metazoa; Arthropoda; Insecta; Hemiptera; Aphididae
Source: the annotation of a GenBank genome assembly
AUGGAUAAGUGGUUAAUAAAACCAAGUACCGGUUCCAUAAGAAACACCAACCAAGAGUCGAGUGAUGUAAGUACAAGUUCUAAUAUUGAUUCUAAUAAAUGGUCGUCCGAUGCGCAAAGUAAUUCUCUUACAAAAAAAAAGGGGGCCUGGACUCGACAGUAUUUUGAAAAUUACAUUCAAUUUGGCUUUAUCGAGGGCGAUGAUAACAAACCAUUAUGUGUAAUAUGUAAUGCAGAACUUUCAAACGAGUCCAUGAAGCCUUCGAAGUUGAAGAGGCAUUUAGAAUUGAAGCAUCCUGAAUACAAAGAAAAGCCUAUAGAUUUUUUCAUUAACAGGAGAAGACAAUUAAAAAGUUCCAAAAAAAAUAUGACUUCAAUGUUUUCACUUAGUCCUCAAACUGAAAACCUUGUAUUGGCUUCUUAUGAAAUAUCAAAAUUAAUUGCUGAAACGGGUUAUCCACACACAAUCGGUGAAAAAUUAAUACUUCCGGCAAUGAAAAUAAUUUCAUCUCGAAUAUGCGAAAAAAAAACAGGAAAAACAAGUAAAUUUGUUGGCGUUGUCGAAUAA